Messenger RNA from Saitoella complicata NRRL Y-17804, 543 nucleotides. RefSeq lists its product as uncharacterized. Gene Ontology annotation, cellular component: cytoplasm; nucleus. The coding region runs from base 1 to 543 and encodes 180 amino acids. Gene Ontology annotation, biological process: diphosphoinositol polyphosphate metabolic process; adenosine 5'-(hexahydrogen pentaphosphate) catabolic process; diadenosine hexaphosphate catabolic process. Gene Ontology annotation, molecular function: bis(5'-adenosyl)-pentaphosphatase activity; diphosphoinositol-polyphosphate diphosphatase activity; endopolyphosphatase activity. The record is from RefSeq and is a predicted model, not a curated record. The transcript has 2 exons. NCBI's taxonomy places the organism in Eukaryota, Fungi, Ascomycota, Saitoellomycetes, Saitoellales, Saitoellaceae.
AUGACGGAGACUCCUGUUGUCGCUCUGGAAGCGACCUCGCGGGUUGGGCGGACAAAACAACGAUAUUCCGCCGAUACAGGAGCAAGAUUAGUCGCCGGAGUCGUCGCGACGAGACCCCACCCAAAUCCGACAGAGGUGAUGCUCGUCACCUCCGCCUCUCACCCAAACCGCUACGUCCUCCCCAAAGGCGGCUGGGAAACCGAUGAAGCAACGCCCGAAUCUGCAGCCCUCCGGGAAGCGUGGGAGGAAUCCGGAAUCAGAGAUUGCAGGAUCGUUCGUUCUCUCGGCACGAUCGAGGAUGCGAGACGGGCGAAGCAUUUGAAGGAUGGAGAUGAUCAUAUUCCGAGGGCUGAGUAUUGGUUUUUUGAGUGUGCGGUUGGUGAGGAAUGUACCGAAUUUCCGGAAUCAAAUGAGCGGUCGAGGGUUUGGAUGAGUGUUGAGCAAGCACGGGAGGCAUUACAGUGGAGGCCUGAGUUGGUUAGGGCAUUGGAGAGAAGUACGGCUUGGGAAAACUUGAGCAAGAAGACCACGGAGGCGGCGUGA